AUGAAUCACUACUCUCUACACUUUAUAGAGGAUGCUUGCCUAGGUAUAGGAGAUGCUAGACACAGCAGCAAUGGGAACUUCCUCAACCAGGAUGUAGAUGAUGGCUGGCAGCUUGUGGAGAACAUAGCAACUCAAUGGAAGCUAUGGAGAAGAUUGGAUAAGCUGAUCUUAGCUCAGUCCACAAUGAAGAAAGUCAACUUUGUGUCUGCUGAAGAGAUGGAACCAGUCCAAGAAGGGGAGGAUACACAAUUUGCUGAAGUGUGCUACAUGAGCAAUGGGCAAGGAGGUUACAACAAAGGAUACUAUAAUUACAAGUCCAACCCAGCCAUGUCAUACCGAAACACUGAUGUUGCUAACCCUCAGGACCAGGUCUAUCCUCAACAACAGCAGCUCGAUCGAGUCAAGCGCCACAACAUGGGGCAAGCUGAUGGUGUAGUGGACACAAGCAAGAAGCUAGCUGAAAUCAACUCCAAGAUCGAGAAUCUCAACACAAGAGUUUACUCUCUGGAGAAUCAUGCUUCUUCUGUUGCUGCUGCUACAAAGCAAGGACAACUACCUGGUAAAGCUAUUCAGAACCCCAAGGAACAGUGCAAGGUCAUCUUCACUCAAGAAGGACUUGUUGAAGAGGAGGAUCAAGAGAGAGUCAUUGAAGAGUUUUGUUUACUGCUGAAUGAUGAUGAGAUUGUUGCUGCUGAGGCUCCUGGAGUCCAGAUUGAUCAACCAGAAGUGCAGGCACCUACUGUGGCCCUUCACACUUCACCAGUUGAGCUCGCACAACAAGCUCGAUCGGCAGCUCGAUCGAGUCGAACUCUAGCUCGAUCGAGUCCGACCUCUUUGUCCCAAAGCCUUUUGCUUGAUCCUUACCAACCGGUUGCCACUUCCUCGUCUCGCCUACUUAGUCAAGGUCAAGGAAGUGAUUCACAAGUUCAGAAGAGAUCUCAGUGGGAUUGGAAUUGA
Messenger RNA from Microthlaspi erraticum, 957 nucleotides. The record is from the annotation of a GenBank genome assembly. Lineage: Eukaryota; Viridiplantae; Streptophyta; Magnoliopsida; Brassicales; Brassicaceae.